Messenger RNA from Lepisosteus oculatus (spotted gar), 961 nucleotides. Its product is annotated as receptor-transporting protein 4-like. Gene Ontology annotation, biological process: protein targeting to membrane; protein insertion into membrane. NCBI's taxonomy places the organism in Eukaryota, Metazoa, Chordata, Actinopteri, Semionotiformes, Lepisosteidae. Gene Ontology annotation, molecular function: olfactory receptor binding. The record is from RefSeq and is a predicted model, not a curated record.
UAGGAGGUGCGUAGUUCAGAGGCAGGGUGUUUAUUUAAGCCUGGCAUCCGUUUCUAAACAGUUCCCAGGAUUGUUUUCUUCAUCAUCAGAGGAACACCUUUCCACUCAAAGAACAUCAGGGACCAUGAGCUCAGACUGGAGCCCCUCUCUCUGGAUGGAGACCUUCCAGGACCUGGUGGACCAGGAGCUGGACUACAAUGACAGCUGGAGUUUCCAGUUCAACUACGGCCUCCAGCAGCAGCUCAGCAAGGAGGAGAGGCGGCGGGGCUGGAAAGUCUACUGCCCCUGCGCCCACGGCCAGUUCGAGUGCUCCGAGUGCUCCCGCACCUGGCCGUCCGCGCGGGUGGUGCUCCUCUUCCACUACCGGCUGCGGGGGGGCGGGGACCACCGCGGGACGGUCGUCAUGCGCCCCUUCGGCCAGGCCUGCAACCGCUGGCACGGCAACUACAUGCUGCCGGGCUUCUCCGCCGGCGAGGUGGAGGAGACGCUCCUGCAGCUCCUGGGCAAGAUCAAGAAGAACUGCUACGGGGACGACAGCGACGACGAGGACGAGGACGGCGGCUCGGCCGGCUCCGACGCGGUCCGGACCAGGCCUCACCAGAAGUCGCUGUGCGAGGCCUGCAGUCAGGGCAUCUGCUGCCUGGACGAUGACUAGCGCCACCUGGUGCUCGGAGGAGGAAUUACAGCCUGAACACGGCGAAGGAGUUCACGUAGCUGGUGGCUUGAAGGCAGGAGGGCCGAUUGCAAAAGACUGAUCAUUUACCACCGUCACAAAAAGUUACAGAGCGAUAUAGACGGCAGUAUAGAACACAAGUGGGACCAAGGAGGACAUGAAAGCACAUCGGCUUAUUAAACAGCUUCACGCAGCUCUCUUCUCUCCACAAGACAACCCAUCCAUCCAUUUUCCCCAACAGCUUCUUCCCAUUCAGAGCAUCAGGCAGGAGCUGGAGCCUAUCCCAGU